This is a messenger RNA of Alnus glutinosa, 1014 nucleotides long. Its product is annotated as pentatricopeptide repeat-containing protein At1g07740, mitochondrial-like. Gene Ontology annotation, molecular function: protein binding. The transcript is spliced from 2 exons. Lineage: Eukaryota; Viridiplantae; Streptophyta; Magnoliopsida; Fagales; Betulaceae. Bases 49 to 1014 code for a protein of 321 amino acids. The record is from RefSeq and is a predicted model, not a curated record.
CUGGUUUUGAAAAGGGUUGCAAGCAAUUCAGCUCGUCUUCCUGCUUCCAUGAUCCAUUCAAGAACGAAGGCAAUCAAUCAAACACAACCAAUUGUAAUUCGCGAUUACAUCAAUCACUUCCAUUCUCAAACAUACCGCACUACUCGUCCUUCUAAACCCAAGACCAAACAUCGCCAUGAACAACGACCUCACAGACCCACCGUAAGGCCUCGCAAACCCAUUCCUUUCGUCACCAGCGUCAAGGAGGUACUAGACCCAGACGAUGCCUUAUCUCUCUUCCACGAGUAUCACCAAAUGGGCUUCAAGCACGACUAUCCCUCUUACUCUGCUCUCGUGUACAAGCUUGCUCGCUCUCGCAACUUUGAAGCUGUAGAGACCAUUCUUGGUCUUAUACAGGACCGAGAUAUUCGGUGCAGAGAGACCCUUUUCAUUGCUUUGAUUCAACAUUAUGGGAAAACCCAUUUGGUGGACAAAGCCAUUGAGCUUUUUCAUAGAAUGCCUUCGUUUAAUUGUGUCCGUACUUUGCAGUCUCUUAAUGCGCUCCUCAAUGCACUGGUCGAUAAUGACCGGUUUUCCGAUGCGAAUGAGAUUUUUGAUCGUUCUUCUAAGAUGGGUUUUCGUCCGAAUUCAGUCUCGUUUAAUGUAAUGAUCAAAGGGUGGCUGAGAAAGGAUGAGUGGGAACAAGCGUGCAAGCUGUUUGAUCAAAUGCUUGAGAGAAAUGAGCAACCCAGUGUGGUGACGUAUAAUAGUCUUAUUGGGUUUUUGUCCAGAAAGGGUUAUUUGGACAAAGCAAUGAGCUUGCUUGAGGAUAUGACGCAGAAAGGAAAAUAUCCGAAUUCAGUAACAUAUGCGUUAUUGAUGGAAGGUUUGUGCUCUGUAGGAAAGUAUACCGAAGCUAAAAAGAUGAUGUUUGAUAUGGAGUAUCGUGGGUGUAAACCGCGGCUUGUGAAUUAUGGUGUUUUGAUGAGUGAUCUUGGGAAGAAAGGGAAAAAGCUCGGUCCCAUUAAAACAUAG